GUGCGUGUGCCUUCUAUGCGGUCCUCGCUUUCCGGCUGCUGUUACUCCACGUCUCUCCCUUACCCCCCCUUCUCUCUUUGACGGCUUACUUUGCGGCAGCACUGAGAGCCCCACCCCCUUUCUCUGCGGAAUCACCAUGGCGGCUGGGACCCUGUACACAUACCCUGAAAACUGGAGGGCCUUCAAGGCCCUCAUCGCCGCCCAGUACAGCGGGGCUCAGGUCCGCGUGCUGUCCGCACCGCCCCACUUCCACUUCGGCCAGACCAACCGCACCCCGGAAUUUCUCCGAAAAUUUCCUGCCGGCAAGGUUCCAGCAUUUGAAGGUGACGAUGGAUUCUGUGUGUUUGAGAGCAAUGCGAUCGCCUACUAUGUGGGCAAUGAGGAGCUGCGGGGGAGCAGUCCAGAGGCAGCAGCCCAGGUGGUGCAGUGGGUGAGCUUUGCUGACAGCGACAUAGUGCCCCCAGCCAGCACCUGGGUGUUCCCCACCUUGGGCAUCAUGCACUACAAUAAGCAGGCCACAGAGAAUGCAAAGGAGGAGGUGAGGCGCGUUCUGGGGCUGCUGGAUGCUCACUUGAAGACGCGGACUUUCCUGGUGGGCGAACGCGUGACCCUGGCUGACAUCACGGUUGUCUGCACCCUGCUGUGGCUCUACAAACAGGUCCUGGAGCCCGCCUUCCGCCAGGCCUUCCCCAACACCAACCGCUGGUUCCUCACCUGCAUUAACCAGCCCCAGUUCCGCUCCGUCCUGGGGGAGGUGAAGCUCUGUGAGAAGAUGGCCCAGUUUGACGCCAAGAAGUUUGCCGAGAGCCAGCCUAGAAAGGACGCCCCUCGGAAGGAGAAGGGGUCUCGGGAGGAGAAGCAGAAACCCCAGGCCGAGCGGAAAGAGGAGAAGAAGGCGGCCGCCCCCGCCCCCGAGGAGGAGAUGGACGAGUGUGAGCAGGCGCUGGCCGCUGAGCCGAAGGCCAAGGACCCCUUUGCUCACCUGCCCAAGAGUACCUUCGUGUUGGAUGAGUUCAAGCGCAAGUACUCCAACGAGGACACUCUCUCCGUGGCGCUGCCGUACUUCUGGGAGCACUUCGACAAGGACGGCUGGUCGCUGUGGUACUCCGAGUACCGCUUCCCCGAGGAGCUCACCCAGACCUUCAUGAGCUGCAACCUCAUCACCGGAAUGUUCCAGCGGUUGGACAAGCUGAGGAAGAACGCCUUUGCCAGUGUCAUCCUCUUUGGAACCAACAACAGCAGCUCCAUUUCUGGAGUCUGGGUCUUCCGAGGCCAGGAGCUGGCCUUUCCGCUGAGUCCAGACUGGCAGGUGGACUACGAGUCGUACACAUGGCGGAAGCUGGACCCCGGCAGCGAGGAGGCCCAGACGCUGGUCCGAGAGUACUUCUGCUGGGAGGGGGCCUUCCAGCACGUGGGCAAAGCCUUCAACCAGGGCAAGAUCUUCAAGUGAACGCCUCUGCCGCCGCCCCGCUGCCUGCACCCGCCCUUCGGGGAGAUGGGGUCAUUAAAGGAAACUGAACACUGAA
Molecule: messenger RNA, 1526 nt
Organism: Phyllostomus discolor (pale spear-nosed bat)
Lineage: Eukaryota; Metazoa; Chordata; Mammalia; Chiroptera; Phyllostomidae
Gene: EEF1G
Product: eukaryotic translation elongation factor 1 gamma
Exons: 10
Coding region: 137-1450 (437 amino acids)
Biological process (GO): translational elongation
Cellular component (GO): cytoplasm; nucleus
Molecular function (GO): translation elongation factor activity
Source: RefSeq, a predicted model, not a curated record